AUGGACCGCCAGGAUGAGGGGCCUCCGGCCAAGGCCCGCCGCCUGAGCAGCUCCGAGCCGGCUCAGCACGACCAGCUGCCACCGCCUCCGCCGCCUCCGCCUCCCCCGCCACUCCUGCCUCCCCCGCCGCUCCUGCGACUGCCCUUGCCUCCACCCGAGCAGCGCCCGAGGCUCCAGGAGGAAACCGAGGCGGCACAGGUGCUGGCUGACAUGAGGGGGGUGGGGCUGGGCCCCGCUCUGCCUCCGCCGCCGCCCUAUGUCAUUCUGGAGGAGGGGGGGAUCCGCGCGUACUUCACCCUGGGUUCUGGGGGUCCCGGCUGGGAGCCUGAGAUGGAGUCAGGGUAUGGGGAGGCGCCCCCUCCCACGGAGAGCCUAGAAACAUACUCUCCUUCGGAGGCUUCUGGGGGAAGUGUGGAGAUUGACUUUCAGGUUGUGGAGCCCGGCAGUUUUGCUGGAGAGAAUGUCCUAGAAACCUGUAGCGCAGGGCACUGGGCGUACCAGAGGUUAACCGGUCCAGGGGGGAAGGAAGAGGCUAUCAUCCUAGUGGAAGAUGACGAUGAGGAUGAAAAGGAAAGCGUGAGGAAGCGGAGGAGGAGGAGGAAGAGGAAGCAGAGGAAGGUGAAGAAGGAAAGCAAGAAGAAUGCCGAGAAGAUAGAGUGCAUCCUGCAGGCACUGGAAAACAUUCAACUGGACCUGGAGGCGGUGAACAUAAAGGCAGGCAAGGCCUUCCUCCGUCUGAAGCGCAAAUUCAUCCAGAUGCGAAGACCCUUCCUGGAGCGCAGGGACCUCAUCAUCCAGCAUAUCCCAGGCUUCUGGGUCAAAGCAUUCCUCAACCACCCCAAAAUUUCAAUCUUGAUCAACCGACGUGAUGAAGACAUUUUCCGCUACUUGACCAAUCUGCAGGUACAGGAUCUCAGACAUAUCUCCAUGGGCUAUAAGAUGAAGCUGUAUUUCCAGACAAACCCCUAUUUCACAAACAUGGUGAUUGUCAAGGAGUUCCAGCGCAGCCGCUCUGGCCGGCUGGUGUCCCACUCAACUCCAAUCCGCUGGCACCGGGGCCAGGAGCCCCAGGCCCGCAGGCACAGGAACCAGGACACCAGCCACAGCUUCUUCAGCUGGUUCUCAAACCACAGCCUCCCAGAGGCUGACAGGAUUGCUGAGAUUAUCAAAAAUGACCUGUGGGUCAACCCUCUGCGCUACUACAUGAUGGGAGAAGGAGGCUACAGGGCAAACAGAAAGAAGCAAGAAAAGGAAGAAAGUAAAAACAGGGACAAGUGUGAGGUGGUGAUUAUGGAAGACUCUGACGACUAUCACAUAAUGGAAGACAUUAUCAGCGAGACUUCAGACAGUGAUGACAUCACCGACAAUGAGACCAUUCAUGACAUCAAGAUCUCUGACUUCAUGGAGACCACCGACUGCUUUGAGACCACUGACAAUGAGAUAACCGACAUUAGUGAGAGCCUCUGUGACAGUGAGAGCCCUGACCACAAUGAGAGCCCUGACAGUGAGACCACUGACAACAAUGAGAGCCCCGAUGACCACGAGACCACUGAUAAUAAUGAGAGCUCUGAUGACAACGAGACCACUGACAACAACGAGAGUGCCGAUGACAACAAGAACCCUGAUGACAAUGAAGAAAAUACUGAUGACAACGAUGAGAAUCCUGAUGGUGAUGAGAACCCUAAUAGUGCCGAGAAUCCCAAAGGUGGCAACCAUGGCAGCAGCGGUGACAACCAGGACAGCAGUGACAGUGACAACGAAGGAGACAACGAGGGCAGUGAUGAUGAAGAUAAUGAUGGCAAUGAAGGUGACAAUGAAGGCAGUGAUGAUGAUGGCAAUGAAGGUGACAAUGAAGGCAGUGAUGAUGACGACAGAGACAUCGAAGAUUACAGGAAUGAUAGUGAUGACCCUGACAAGGAUCAGGAUAACAGCAACAACCAGGAUGACUCUGAGGCCGAAGUGGAGAACAUCUCUGAAGAAGGAUCCUCAGUGGAGGAAGAAGAAGAUGAGGGCAGUGAGGAAGGUGAGGAGAGUGACGAUGAGGAAUUAAGCGAGGAGGAGGAGGAGGAAGAAGGGAUCGAAGAUGACUUCGAAGGAGGGGAAGACUCUGAAGACUCUGACAUGGAGGAGGUGCUUCAGGUCCAAAAUGUUUGGGCCAACCCGGGGAAGAGGGGCAAAACUGGAUAA
Puma concolor (puma) is the source of this 2187-nucleotide messenger RNA. Lineage: Eukaryota; Metazoa; Chordata; Mammalia; Carnivora; Felidae. The record is from RefSeq and is a predicted model, not a curated record.